CUUGCAGGUAAUUCGCACGCGCUGGAUCGCUGCCCGGAAGUGACGAGUCGUUCAGGAAGUGAAGCGUCAUUAGACCUCUGCGCGUGUUCCUGAAGAGCCCUGAGCAUGGAGCGCUACAGGUACUUCAUCCUGAACCAGAAGCUGGCGGUGGUGUGGGGGGUGCUGCAGGUGGCCUGCGCCGCCCUGUGUGUGGUGUGCGGGUUUAUAGACGCCGCGUUCCGUGUGGACACCACCCUGAGCGAGACCAGAGCUCCCCUGUGGGCCGGACUGAUCAUGGCUUUACCUGGAGUGCUCGCACUUUUUGCCUCACAUAGAAAAAACCCCACGCUGGUCACCAUCAUGAUUGCUUCAUCGGUCAUCUCUCACGUCGCCACAGUGAUCGUGUUCAUUUACACCGGCGUGACGCUCAGCUACGGGGAGCAGGACGACGAACUCUUCCAUCCCGAUCACAUCGCUGAAGUGAAGUUCGUUCUGAGCCGAGUGGUAAAGGGAGCGAACAGCACCAUGGUGUUCGCUGGAGUCGGAUCGUUCAUCUUCUCCUCCCUCAUCGCGUAUACAGGGUGUCGCAGUCUGCCGCUCUGUGGCUGCUAUGAUUCAGUCACAGGAAUGGAGACACUCGUUCCUCAAGAUGACCCGAGCGCUUCAGGUGAACUGGUCUGUUCGUGGCACGGUGGAGACGAACGCGUGUUUAACUCUCCUGUGUCGUUUAUGGAGCGCUGCCCUGAACACGAAGAGGAACUCUCUGCACUUCCUCCGUACAGCAGACUGGCGUAGGCACCGAAGUGCACACUUCUGAGUGAACACUUGCUCUAAACAUCUCGUGCCUUUCAGACUCAGGAAUAUGAAGCUUUUGAAUUCAGUUCUAUACAUUUCCUUGCACUUCUUUUUACUGAUUGAAUGUUUUAUUUUACUGUGUGCACAUUGUUUUUGUUAUACAUCAUUUUUAAUUUAUAUAAUUUAUAUAAUGAAAUGUCUGUAAAUAUUGUGAAAUAAACAACACAUUUUAAAUAAAUAG
This is a messenger RNA of Clarias gariepinus (North African catfish), 1015 nucleotides long. RefSeq lists its product as uncharacterized. The record is from RefSeq and is a predicted model, not a curated record. Lineage: Eukaryota; Metazoa; Chordata; Actinopteri; Siluriformes; Clariidae. The transcript is spliced from 7 exons. Gene Ontology annotation, cellular component: membrane. Bases 106 to 774 code for a protein of 222 amino acids.